This is a messenger RNA of Rhineura floridana, 1859 nucleotides long. It is a transcript of the gene P2RX1, whose product is annotated as purinergic receptor P2X 1. Gene Ontology annotation, molecular function: extracellularly ATP-gated monoatomic cation channel activity; purinergic nucleotide receptor activity; ATP binding. NCBI's taxonomy places the organism in Eukaryota, Metazoa, Chordata, Lepidosauria, Squamata, Rhineuridae. The transcript has 14 exons. The coding region runs from base 347 to 1543 and encodes 398 amino acids. The record is from RefSeq and is a predicted model, not a curated record. Gene Ontology annotation, biological process: response to ATP; monoatomic cation transmembrane transport. Gene Ontology annotation, cellular component: plasma membrane; nuclear inner membrane.
AGGCCUUUCAAGCCUCACAGUUGCUGGAAACAAGAAUGGCUUUUGUGUUGGCUUGCCAGAAUGUCCUGUGGCAUUCACCUUAGGCUCUUGCUUGACUUUGUCUUUGAAUCAUGUCUGGGCUUUGACCAGUUCUCUGGCUUGACCUCAUUGUGUUGCAUCAGCAGUCUUGUCUGGAUGCACCUUCUAAGGCGAUGUAAAGUGACCUGCUUGUGCCCAUGAGAGAGAACUCCCUGUCUUCUCCUACGGCAGGGCAAAAGGCACAGCAGAUGAGCCGCAAGACAAUAUCCCCAGGACUUGAGCAGACAAAAGUUUGAAGAACCAGGCGGAGGCACUCCACCACUUCUCCAUGGGGAACAAAUUCUCGGAGAAGGUGUCUUCGUUCCUCUUUGAAUAUGACACCCCGAGGAUGGUUUUGGUGCACAAUAAGAAGGUGGGACUUACCUUCAGAUUAAUCCAGCUGGUGGUCCUUGCCUACGUUAUAGGGUGGGUUUUCCUUUAUGAGAAAGGCUACCAGUCUAAAGAUGGCGUCAUCAGCUCUGUCUCUGUGAAGCUCAAAGGACUAACACUUACCAAUUUCAGUGAGAUGGGCCCUUACAUAUGGGAUGUGGCCGAUUAUGUUUUCCCACCUCAGGGAGACAGUUCCUUUGUGGUGAUGACCAACUUCAUUAUCACCCGUGGACAGAAACAGGAAACAUGCCCUGAGCAUCCUGAAGCAGGGAAAUGUGAUGAAGACAGCAAAUGUGUUGCAGGGAAGUUCCUUCGUCAGGGCCAAGGUAUCAUGACUGGGAAGUGUGUGAAUUUUAGCCAUACAGAGAAAACCUGUGAGAUCUAUGGAUGGUGUCCAGUGGAGAUUGAUGACAAAGUGCCUAAGCCGCCUCUGCUUCUAGCUGCUGAAAACUUCACCUUGUUCAUCAAGAACAGCAUCACUUUCCCCAGGUUCAAAGUCUCCAGACGCAACCUUGUGGAGCGAGUCACCAAGAGCUACCUGAGGAACUGCACCUAUCACAAAGUCAGAGACCCCUUGUGCCCGGUUUUUGAACUGGGAUACAUAGUGGAGCAAUCUGGACAGACAUUUUCCAUCCUCGCUCAUAAGGGCGGUGUCGUUGGAAUCACCAUCAAUUGGGACUGUGACCUGGAUUGGCCAGUGAGGUACUGUGUGCCAGUCUACAAGUUUCAUGGGCUUUACAAUGAGGACAACAACAUCUCUCCAGGGUUCAACUUCAGGUAUGCCAGGUAUUACAGAGACAACGGGAGAGACCUACGAACCCUCUACAAGGUGUUUGGCAUCCGCUUUGACAUUCUGGUGAAUGGAAAGGCAGGAAAAUUUGACAUUAUUCCAACGAUGACAACGAUAGGCUCUGGAAUUGGCAUCUUUGGAGUGGCCUCGGUACUUUGUGACCUCCUUCUCCUGAACUUCCUAUCCAAUCGGGACUACUACAAGCAGAAGAAAUUCAAGUAUGCAGAACAAGUUCCUAUCAAACUGGGAAAAGAAGAUGCUGUCAGUUCCUGCAACUUACAAGGGAAGGAAAAGGUUUCUCAGUGAAAUUGAUUUGCAUGUCAAACACAAGCCCCAUCUCCUCUUCCUUGAAUGCAUUGCCAGCGACCCUAGAGAUUUAUCCACCUAUUUGUUCCCGAGCACACACCUGCUGAACUUCUGAAGCACUGGGCUUGCAGCCCUUCCAGGGAAGGGGGAAGGCAUUUUCUAGAAUCCUCUAAUGCAAGAGUCCCUAAACCGUGGUUUGUUGAACCAUCAGUGGUCCGUAAGCAUUAUUCAGGCGGUCUGUGGCACACCUGUGGAUUUGCACUUGAAGGUGGGAGAUGACACAUCCAUCACACUAAAUAUACAUAUUGAUUUUUAA